Molecule: messenger RNA, 4029 nt
Organism: Parascedosporium putredinis
Lineage: Eukaryota; Fungi; Ascomycota; Sordariomycetes; Microascales; Microascaceae
Source: the annotation of a GenBank genome assembly
AUGUUUUUCAAGAGAAAGGACCAGGGUCGUUUGCAAAAGCGCGAGUCGACGAGAUACUCUGCCAUCAACCCGCUUUCAAAGAAAGACUUGAAGAGCCGAUCCUUCUUUGUCAAGUUCUACGGCCUCGUCGUUCUGCUCCUCGUGUCCUUGGCCUUGCUUGGCUUCACAAUAUGGCUCCACAAGAGGCUUCCUGAUGGGGCCAAGUCUGACUUUAAACUUCCCUUUACAAAGCGGGAACUAGAGGGCGCCGGGCCCCGUCUUUCCAGCUCGCCCCGGGACGCCGCGGACACUGACGACGACGAGGCUGGGUUGGAGAUUAGGCCCACAGCAACCGUCCACCGAUACGUAAAUGUCUAUCGCCGAGAGUUGCAGGCCCGGACCAUCGACCCCUCUCUGAAUCCCUGGCUUGAGACCGCCCUUACCUUCCCCGCCAACACCCCGCUGCCAUCCUUCAAUUUGGCUGGCAUUCCACUGCUCACCCUCACCCAGCCCAUCGUGAACCCGUUGGCCCUGCCACUGGCAAGCCCCAUUGCGCCCCUCAUCACUGCCGCUGCGUGCCCGAACCCAGUCUGCUUCCCGAUCGGGGUCACAUUCGACCCCCACCUACCGAUUUUUACUCUUUUCCCCGGCGGGGGUAGCGAAGGCGACAUUGACUAUGGCGACGCGCAUUUUCCAAACACCGAGCCUGGCCCAAAGCGCCGCAAUCUCCAGCCGCGCGCCGGCUCCGCUUGCUACUGCCCUACGGCUUCGGAUCCCGUCGUCACGCCCACCAUUCCGCCCAUCUUGCCGCCCAUCCUGCCGCCCGCGCCCCUCAUCACUCAAGCCGCGGCGUGCCCGAACCCAAUCUGCUUCCCGAUCGGGGUCACAUUCGACCCCCACCUGCCCAUCUUUACUCUUUUCCCCGGCGGAGGCACCGAGGACGACAUUGACUUUGGCGACGCGCAUUUUCCUAACACUGAGCCUGGCCCAAGGCGCCGCAACGUCCAACCGCGCGCCGGCUCUGCGUGCUACUGCCCCACAGCAGCUCCGGAUCCCGUCGUCACACCCACCGAACCGCCCAUAACGCCCACGAACCUGCCGGGACCGAGCGGCUGCUCGGAGGGGAAGACCAAAUCGUGCAACCUCUUGGCCGAUGUCUGCUAUUGCGUGGAUAUUGAAACUGGCACCCCGGAGCCGCCCACCGUCACCCCAGAGCCACCCUCUGUUAGCCCCGAUCCCGAGGUCACCCCGGAGCCGCCCACCGUCACCCCUGAGCCACCCACCAUCAGCCCCGAUCCCGAGGUCACCGAUGUGUGCCCUUCAGGCUUGACCUGGUGGUGCGACCCGGAUGAUGACCAUUUCUGUCUCUGCGUCGGUACUGGCACCACCACUACGGACCCCCACCAAGCGUUACCCCAGACCCGGAGGUACCGGUACCACAGAGCCGCCCACUACCGGCACCCUGAUCCAGAAAUUACAGACGUCUGCCCCUCCGGCUUGACUCGAUGGUGCGAUCCGGAGGACGACAACUUCUGCAUCUGCGUUGGCACCGGGACCACUACCACGGAUCCGCCACCAUCCAGCACCCCAGACCCAGAUGUCACUGACAUUUGCCCCUCGGGCCUCCAAUGGUGGUGCGAUCCGGCGGACGACAACUUCUGUCUCUGUGUUGGCACGGGAACAACCACUACGGAUCCACCAGUGACCAGCACCCCGGACCCGGAUAUCACCGACAUUUGCCCCUCGGGCCUCCAGUGGUGGUGUGAUCCCGAAGAUGACAGCUUCUGCCUCUGCGUCGGUACCGGAACCACUACUACGGAUCCGCCGCCGACUAGCACUCUGGACCCGGAUAUCACUGAUGUUUGCCCUUCGGGUCUGCAGCGGUGGUGCGAUCCAGAGGAUGACAACUUCUGCCUCUGCGUCGGUACUGGAACCACUACUACGGACCCACCGCCCACCGUCACCCCGGAUCCGGAGAUCUGCCCUUCGGGUAUGGUCUAUGAAUGCGAUGAAGAAUUCGAUCUUUGCGACUGCGUAGCCACGGGUACCACUGGCACUACAGAGCCACCCACUGGCGGCACGACCACCCCAAACCCUGAACCUACCGACAUCUGCCCCCAGGUAUGGUACCGAGUCGCCGCCUGCUACCGAAACGGAUCCCCUGAGACAGAUCCCAUAGAGACAGACCCCGUAGAAACAGAUCCUGUCCAGACGGACCCCGUGGUGACUGAUCCCACUGAGUCGGAUCCCGUAGAAACAGACCCAGUCGAAUCUGACCCGGUGGAAACUGACCCGGUCGAAUCCGAUCCCGUGGAAACCAACCCAAUAGAAACCGAUCCAGCGGAAACCGACCCCGUGGAAACCGACCCUGUGGAAACUGACCCUGUGGAAACUGACCCCGUGGAAACCGACCCCGUGGAAACCGACCCCGUUGAAUCCGAACCAGUAGCAACAGAUCCUGCCGAAUCGGACCCGGUCGAGACUGAAGCCGUCGUUACCGACCCAGUUGAGACGGAUCCAGCUGUCACCGAUCCGGCUGAGACGGAACCUGCCGAAACCGACACCGGAGUCACGCUCCUUGUGCAGAACCCGACCAACUCCGAACCCGCAACCACGCCCGAGGCCACGCCUUCCGCCCCAGCCACGGAGGAGCAACAAACGGCCACCGACCCUGCGACCACUGACGCUACCCAAGACACAAACUCCCCACGAGCGCCGCUACCCAAACCACAAACUCCGCCACUACUGAUGCGACCCAAACCAGUGCCCGAGAAUGGCGACGACCCGGAACCCAUCAUUGUGGUCUCCUGGCCGCUCAAGCGCUCGGUGCUUGCCAACCACGCGCCUCUCAUCGUGGCCCGCGUGUUCACAUCGUUUCUGGCCGGCGCGUUCCGGGACGUCACCUCCUUCGAGCCGGUGCGCCAGCUAUUCUCGGUGGAUGGGGCGUCGGGCGCCACGCUGGCGGGGACGACCUUUACCCUCAUCCCCGUCAUUGUCUCGGGUGUCGUGGCUGAUAUCGGCAGCGGUUUCGCGUCCGAGGCGGUGUAUCUGGAUACCAACUACUGCGACAACCCGGUUCUGGCCAACGAGCUCAACCCGUGCUGGCCGCCGCGCGGCGUGACGGCGGAGGCGGCCUCGUCCAUUUCCGCCGUCGCUAGCGUCAUGGGCCACCCAGAGGUGGAGCGGGACUUUGGUUCCGUUCCGUCCGAGCUCUCGAACCGGGGGCUCGUCGAUGUCCUCAAGGAUAAAAUCCUGGCGGCGGCACAGGCGAGCAAGGGCCCGUCCUUCAAGGAGCGUCUCCAGGAGCGCUGGGCGACCCUCGUCGGGACCGGUCGCGCGGACACGCACUCCAAGUGGAUGCGCCGACGCGAGUACCUCGACUACGGAUUCGGUACCGUCUUCCUUGCCCUUCUCGGCCUGUGCAUCGCCGCCACGGCCUACUACUGGGCCACGGCUUACACCGAUGUGCAAAACCUCGCCCACUUUGCCCGCUUGCACAAGGCGCCGUGCGCCGCGCGUGAGACGAUCAACAAAAAGGGCCACUCGCUGCCCGUCCUCUCUAUCCUGCCCCUCCUCCGUAUGGGCUACUUUUUGCCCGCUGCCGUCGCCUUUACCGCCCUUCUUAGCGAGUUCCUCGUCAUCUGCCUCGCCGGCCUGCCCUACCGCCCUGGCCAGCUACGCGCCGAAUAUCUCGUGUGCGGGUCCAUCGCCACCGUCAUGCUCUUUAUCAUGCUCGUCAUGAUUGUCUUCCUGCACCGCUGGAGGCGCACCCUGCCACAUAUUCCCCGGCAGCCCAACUCUGUGGCGGCCGUGAUGACGUACGUGGCCGAGACCAACAUGUCGCGGGAGCUCAUGAGCCUCAACGAGCGCAAGAGGAGGGAGAGGGAGAGGGCGGUCGAGGGUUUGGGCCGCAAGUACGGCUACGGCAUCAGGUCUGAGGAGGACGGCCGGAAGAGGUGGGUUGUGGACGAGGUCGCCGUUGAUUACGAGGCUGAGAGGAAGAGAAUGGUUGAGGAGACUCAUUACAGGCGCGAGGCGGGCACCAUCUGA